Molecule: messenger RNA, 4784 nt
Organism: Macrobrachium nipponense
Lineage: Eukaryota; Metazoa; Arthropoda; Malacostraca; Decapoda; Palaemonidae
Product: kelch-like protein diablo
Molecular function (GO): protein binding
Source: RefSeq, a predicted model, not a curated record
UGUUUUCAUGUCAAGGAUCCGGAAGAAAUUCCGCUUGUAGUUACAUUAUUCAGCUAUAAAAUAACAUUAAUUUCAUUUGAAUAUACUACGCAAUGUUGAAGUAAGUGGCGUGGAUGUUGUAAUUUCUCCUGCGAAAAUUAAGAUACAUAAUGGACAUCUGCCAACACUGAAAUGUCGCGAAGGGAAUCUGGUCCCCAGAGGGGAUCAGGAGGAGCAGGAGGUGGGGGAGCGGCAGCUCCCGCGGCAGCAGCAGCUGCCAAUGGUGGUGGUGCAGCUAAUGGAGGAGGUGAUGUGGGAAAUGAAUCUCAAGCAUCUUCCCCAAGUGAAGAUUGCAAGUUUGUGAAUGCCUCCCAUGCUGAAGCUGUCCUGGGUGGUCUCAAUGAAUUGAGGAAGAGUGGUCAUUUCUGUGAUGUCACUUUGUGUGUUGAUGGGCAAACUUUUCCAGUUCAUCGAUCAGUGUUAGCUUCAUUUAGCGCAUAUUUUAAGGCAAUGUUUCUUAGUAAUUUAGCUGAGUCACAACAGGAACAUAUCACUUUGAGUGGUGUUGAUGCCAACAUGGUUUCUCUGCUCAUUGAUUACGCUUAUACUUCUUCAAUCAUGAUAACAGAAAGCAAUGUCCAGUCCCUUUUAAGUGCUGCAAAUCUGUUAGAAGUGACAGCAGUGAGAGAAGCCUGCUGCCGAUUUUUGGAACGUCACAUUGAUGCCACAAAUUGUGUUGGGAUUCAUUGUUUUGCUGAGGCUCAUUCCUGUCAUGAACUUACAAAAAAGGCAAAGGCCUACACUCUUAGGAACUUUACAAGAGUGAUGGGGGGUGAAGAAUGGCUCAACUUACCCAUGGAGAAAGUGGUUGAAAUAAUAUCAGCAGAUGAACUAGAAGUAGAGAGAGAAGAGCAUGUUUUUGAUGCUACUACUGCUUGGCUUCAUCACUCAUAUGCUACAAGGGCUCCAGUUUUCCAUAAGGUACUAGAGUGUGUUAGGCUUGCUCUUGUUAGUCCGUAUUUUUUAGUGGAUGUUGUGGAAGGAGAAACAGCUGUGAGAUCCUCACCAGAGUGCCGGGUGAUAGUGGAAGAAGCGAGGAUCUACCAUCUCCUUCCCGACAGAAGGCACCAAUUGAUGUCGCCCCGGACCCGGCACAGACGCAACGCAAACACAACUACAGUGAUUGUAGCGGUUGGGGGUGAGGAUAACAAGCUUGUACUACGAUCUGUUGAAUGCUAUGAUCCACUUGCACAUUGCUGGAGAAGUCUUUCAUGCUUACCCUUUGCUGUGAGCAAACAUGGCCUUGUAGUAUCAGGUGAAAACAUUUUAUACUUAGCUGGAGGAGAGUUUCCUGAUGGCACAGUGACUCGGUGUUUAUGGCGCUAUGAGCCAGUUCUGGAUGAGUGGCAUGAUUUAGCUCCCAUGUCGAAACCUAGGAGUGAAUUGGGAGUUGCAGUACUCGAUGGCUAUGUUUAUGCAGUUGGAGGGUGGGAUGGAUCCCAUCGACUAACAGCUGUAGAACGGUAUGAUCCUAGGACAAAUUCUUGGAGUGAGGUUGCAUCCAUGAAAUUAGCACUCACUUCUCCUGCAGUUGCUGCUUGCCAAGGAAAACUGUAUGUAUGUGGAGGUGCUAUAUUGGAAGAUGGCGAUGGCAUUGACCUAACACAGAUGUACGACCCUCAUACAGAUACUUGGGAACAGCUGCCACCUAUGAUCAUUCCACGUAGUGGUUCAGCUGCAGCAGUCCUACACGGACUCAUCUACAUCAUAGGUGGAUGGCAUGCAUCUACUGAAAAUACUAAUAAAGUAGAAAGAUUUGAUCCGAGAACUAAAUCAUGGCAGACUGUUGCUGGUAUGUUUGAACGUCGUUAUAGACCAGGUGUGGCUGUUGUAGAUGGAAGAAUAUACAUUCUCGGAGGAGAAGAUGGGGGGUGGGAGCAUUUCCAUGACACAAUCGAAAUGUUACGCCCAACUUUGGACUCUUGGACCAUAGUUGGUGAAAUGUUGACUGGCCGAUCUUGGUUGUCCUGUGCACCACUUAGGUAUCCAAGAUUCGAACAUCUAGGAAAUGCAGCCCACAGCAAGCCGUUCUGUGGUGAUAGUAGUGAAAGGUCAGCAGAAAGCAAGUCACACACUAGAAGGGUCCGAUAAAUUAAACAUCACAUUGAAAGAAAUGUAGGGAGCAAGCUAAUAUCAUUGUUGUAAAAAUGUAGAAAGCAAGUCUGUUCUUGUUGUUGUGAAGUAACAUAAAAGAAUAUCUCACUGCACCAAUGAAAAAUAUCCCGUUUGAUGAGAAGUGUUGCCAUGUAAAAACUGAAAAAAUUCAUUAUGAUCAGUCUUGUAACCCAGAAUAUGAGAAGUCCUGUGAUUCAAGUGAUGUUUUAUGGGAAUUAUUAUAAUACAGAGUUACUAGUAAAUAAAAGAAGCAUUAGAUUAAUGCAAACACCAUACAAAGAACAAUUUAUAAUCGUCUGUUUAAGUACCCAAGAAGCUCAGUAAUUGGAUAAAAAUUCAGUGUAGCAAAUAAUUAUGCUCAUUUGCAUCACUUGUACACCACAAAUGUAUUGGUUCAGUGAAUCUUGAAAAUAUAAUUGAGGCAAGUUAUUAGUUUCAGCAAAACUAAUAACUUGCAAGUUGUUGGACUAAGAAACAGUUUGGGAGAGACGUCUGGAAGGUAACAUAGACUUGUCAGGGGGGUUGCUGUUCCUGAAGGGGAGAUUUUUUGUGAUGUUUUUGCAUUUGAGUUGUUGGAGUAGUACUUAACAUAAUUAAUUUGAUGAGUGAUACUUGAUUUUAAUUCAUGAUAACAUAUGUGCAUGAACUGAUUAAUGGAUAAUAAUUAGCAAUAUCAAAAUCUUCAUGUAAAACAUGGUAAGAUCUGUAGUAUUUGAUCCAGUGAGGGCUAAUUAUCUUUUAUGGUGUACAUAAAAAGGGUGCACUUCACGAACAAGCUGAUGGAAGAUUAAAAUCCAGUGUCCAGUAUUGCUGGGAUUCACUGUCUUUGCAUGGCUAUCAUGAGUAGAAUUGCAGAAACAGCAGUGAAUUAAAAGUCUAGGUAUAGUAUAAAAUGCAUUCUUUUCAAAGUAUGUAUGUAUAACCUGUAGCAUUUAUACCAGGAAAAAGAGCAAGAUACAGAAAUGAAGCAUGGGUAUUUGAUGCCAUACCAAUUCCCAUCCUAAGAAAAUUUACCAGCAUAUGUAUAUGUGUAAUGAAGCAUAGUAAACUUCACAUUUAGAUAUUUGAUCAUAGCUAGUGCCAACCAAUUCCAGUUUCUCAGCAUUCAAUUGGGUUUUGUUGCACGACAUACCCGUUACUUGUAAGUAGCCCAUUUCCACGGUGAGCAAAUCAGCUAGACCAUAUAAUCCCUCAAAGGAAGAGAAAUAAAAUGGAAGUCUGUCUCUUUUGUGCAUAUGCAGAAAACUCCCAAGGCUCUCAGCAAUUGAGGAAAAGGUACCAAGAUCUUAUGAUGAGCAUCAGGGAGCACAAUCAGGUUAUUGGUAGAAGAGACAAGAUCCUUAACCUUUGUCAUGGCUGCCUAAAGCAGAGUCCAUGUAGCUUUCAGCUAAGCCCUGCCCACUGCACGCCGGUGAUUGGCUAGCUCUCGAAGGAGUAAUGACGUCACACUAGUUAACAGUCCAAAUGAUUAGUAGUAUGGAUUUGACUCCAUUCAGUGGUGUUGAGUUUCGUACAUGAAUCAUGACACCAUAGAUUUGAGAUCCUUGAGUUGUGAAGUAUGCAAUUGAUAUUUCCGAUAAAAGAUAAAAUUAUAUAUCAUUAUGAAGAUCUUGGAUCAUUUUCAUGCACAGCCUAAAUACACAAGCAUUCUUGCUUUUUUUCUUUUAAAUUGGUCUUGGCCUAUUUAAGCAAUCCCACAUAGCCCACAUUACAUAAUUGAAAUGAAGCAUAGACUUAUUCUGCCAGUUCUGAUGUUAGUGUAUUAAUUCAUCAUAAUUCUACAUGUCAAAUGGUAACAUUGAGAGAUUAGUCCUACGUGUUAAUUUCUUAUAUUUUGAGGCAAUGGCAUGGCAUAGGCCUACACAUCAAAUUCUUAUAUUUUGAGGCACUGCCAGGGCAUAGGUGCCUACACAUCAAUUUCUUAUAUUUUGAGGCAGUGAUAGGGCAUAGGCAUACUUGUCAGUUUCUUAUAUUUUGAGGUAAUGAAAGGGCAUUUGAUGUGUUAAACCUGUCAGGCCAUAGAUCUACACAUCAAAUUAUUUUAUUUUGAGACAAUGACAGGACCUACCCAUCAAAUUCAUAUUGCAAAUAGUUUUCUACUGGUAUCUGUUAGAAAUAUGGUAGCUUUUGAUUAGUAUAGUAGUUUCAACUCCAUAUAAUGGAUAUAAAAUGGAAUGUCCCAUAUAAGCAAGAGCACAUACACAUACAUGCGUGGAUGGCCAUAGUAACUGCAACGCCACUUAUACCACAGAGAAUAAAGGUAAAACUUGUGGGCUCAUAGCAGAUGGCACACACACACUCAAUCUUAGGAAUGUCUCAGCCUUACACACAACUAUCAAACUGCUCUCAAUGAACUAUAUCUAACAGAUAUUGGAAAUAUAUUUACAAAAGAAUAACGAAUUAUAUUACUCUGAUGAGUAAAUAUCUAGCUGCUAUAGCAUUUCUAUGAAAAUGAAGGCUAUACAUAGUAGGAAGGCAUCACAAGAUACUUAACAAAAUAAGAAAAAUAUAUGAUAGCUGAAAAAGUUAUGUAUGAGAUUAUCCAAACCAGUCUGCGAGUAGCCCGUGAAUCAAUCACUUGGUUUUGGGGGCAUUCUUUUAGAGUCUCUCUCUCUCUCUCUCUCUCUCUC